This is a messenger RNA of Aspergillus uvarum CBS 121591, 744 nucleotides long. Its product is annotated as subtilisin-like protein. Gene Ontology annotation, biological process: proteolysis. Lineage: Eukaryota; Fungi; Ascomycota; Eurotiomycetes; Eurotiales; Aspergillaceae. The transcript is spliced from 2 exons. The annotation marks the transcript as partial. Gene Ontology annotation, molecular function: serine-type endopeptidase activity. The record is from RefSeq and is a predicted model, not a curated record.
AUGACACACUUUGGGGAGUUUCUCCGAUCGGCAUCACCGGCAAUGGAGCCUAUCAAGAUUGCGGUGAUUGACGAUGGCAUCGACAUCGGGCUAGACAUCUUCAACAACAAGCUCGGCGCGGGCGACUCGUUCUUGGUCUUGGACGAGGUUUACGGGAAGCGCGGGGGAGCCUACUACGUUCCUUCGGGGAGUCACGGAACGCUGGUGGCGCAUCUGAUCUGCACCGUGUGCCCAGUGGUCAAGCUUUAUGUGGCUCAGCUGGAGACCGUGGACCGUUCCGAUGGACGACGCUCGUUUACUUCCGAGUCUGCGACGGACGCAAUCAAUUGGGCCGUCGAUCGAGACGUCGACAUCAUUUCAAUGAGCUGGUCCAUCAAUUCCAGCCGAGAAUUGACGGAUCUCAAUGACGCCAUCGGCCGGGCCGAGAAGAACCAGAUCAUCAUGCUUUGCUCCGCCAUUGAUCAGGGCAGCCAGGUCCGCGACAACACCUAUCCCGGGAAGAAUAAUAACUGCAUCAAGAUCGGCGCGUCGACGGUCACGGGGGAGCGGCUCGGCUGGGUCUCGAAGGACGCCUGUUGCUUUUUGUUACCGGGCGAGAAUGUCUCCCUGCCGCGUAGGAGGAGUUCUUCCUCCUCCCAAUCGGGCUCCACUACCCACCCCCAGGCCGGGCCAUACGGCAGCUCGGUAUCCACCGCGCUCGCGGCCGGGUUGGCUGGCGCUCUGCUGUACUGUGAGCGACUGUUG